Molecule: messenger RNA, 1371 nt
Organism: Papilio xuthus (Asian swallowtail)
Lineage: Eukaryota; Metazoa; Arthropoda; Insecta; Lepidoptera; Papilionidae
Product: carboxypeptidase B-like
Exons: 6
Coding region: 49-1341 (430 amino acids)
Biological process (GO): proteolysis
Molecular function (GO): metallocarboxypeptidase activity; zinc ion binding
Source: RefSeq, a predicted model, not a curated record
CCAAUGAUCAGAUCACUUGGUGCUUAGUUGAGUUGGAAUUUGGGUAAAAUGCUGAAAGUUGCAUUUAUUCUAUCUCUAACAAUCUGUUUGGCGUUUGCCAAACACGAACAGUAUACUGGCCAUGUACUCUACGAAGUCAAAGUGUCAGAUGGACAGCAAGCGCAAACAGUACACGCACUGGAAAAUGUAAUUGGUAUAGACAUGUGGUCGUAUGCGACACCAGCCAGGCCUGGACUUGUGUUGGUCGCUGGCUCCAUGCGGGAUUACUUCCAAAAGCAAGUGACCGAAGCCGGUGCAACUUUCAAAAUUGAAGUCGAGAAUGUUGUUGAGAUGCUGGAGAAGGAAGACGAACUCUUAUCAGCCGCAGUAGCCCUCACCAAUGGAACUGACGGCCGCCUCUCCUUUAACGUCAUCCACCGUUACGCAGCGGUUGAUGCUUAUCUUACUAACUUGGCUCGUCAAUACUCCACCGUAUCAGUUGUUUCUGGAGGAAGAAGUUUUGAAGGACGCGACAUUAAAUACUUGAGAAUAUCAACAACCAACUUCCAGAACAAUAGGAAACCUGUUAUUGUGCUUCAAUCUUUAUUACAUGCACGUGAAUGGGUGACUUUACCAGCAGCUUUGUAUGCUAUCCGAAAAUUGGUUGUCGACAUCACUGACAGAGAUUUAGUUGACAACAUUGACUGGAUCAUUUUACCCAUCGCCAAUCCUGAUGGUUAUGAAUUCAGCCACACCAACACUCGUUUCUGGAGGAAAAACCGUUCCACCGGCCACAUGAUCGGAAACAUUUGCCUCGGAGUUGACUUAAACCGCAACUUCGACUACAGAUGGGGUACUUUGUCUAGCAACUCGCCUUGUUCCGACACUUACCAUGGCAAAGGUCCAUUCUCUGAACCUGAAACUGUUGUCCUUCGGAAUAUUAUCCAGGGACUCAGGAACCGUAUUGAACUAUUCAUCGAUAUCCACAGCUUCGGCAGUAUGAUCUUGUACGCUUAUGGUACUGGUGAUUUGCCCGCUAAUGCAUUAACUCUUAACGUAGCAGGUGUAAGAAUGGCACAGGCUAUUGAUGCUGUUAAAUGGUCUUCCAAACCUAACUACCGAGUAGGAAACUCGGCUCUAGUACUCUCAUACAGGGAUUCAGGAAGUGCUAACGAUUACGUUCAAGCAGUUGGUGUACCUCUAGCAUACACUUAUGAACUACCGGCUCGUGCCAAUUCAGGUGGUUUAAAUGGUUUCCUGGUUGACCCUGCCUUCAUUGAGCAAGCCGGAAGGGAAACCUGGGAAGGUAUUAAGGCAGGUGCUAGAUUCGUCCUGCAGCAUUCCAGAAGCAACAAACAAUAAUGAACUGAUACUUGACUUUAUUAAAUUAUU